Messenger RNA from Salvelinus namaycush (lake trout), 5505 nucleotides. RefSeq names its product SRC kinase signaling inhibitor 1-like. The transcript is spliced from 22 exons. NCBI's taxonomy places the organism in Eukaryota, Metazoa, Chordata, Actinopteri, Salmoniformes, Salmonidae. Bases 1 to 5082 code for a protein of 1693 amino acids. Gene Ontology annotation, biological process: regulation of dendritic spine morphogenesis. Gene Ontology annotation, cellular component: postsynaptic density; actin cytoskeleton; cytoplasm. The record is from RefSeq and is a predicted model, not a curated record.
AUGAUUAUCACAGGGGACGAGACCCAUCCCUCAGAGCGUGGUGGCGGUCACAUGAUCUCGACGGAUGACCUUGAGUACCCACGGGAGUACCGGACGCUGGGGAACGGGACGCGGCGUUUCUCCAACGUGGGUCUGGUGCACACCUCGGAGCACCGCCACACGGUCAUCGCAGCCCAGAGCCUGGAGGCCCUUACCAACCUGCACAAGGUGGACAUGGAGCGCAAGAGGGACGCCUUUAUGGACCACCUGAAGAACAAGUACCCGCCCCAGCUGCAGCACCCCGGGCAUCAGCACCACAACCCCCCCCCGCCCUCACCCUCCCAUGGCAGCAUGAGGCAGCCUGACAGAGAGCGAGCCGCUCGCGAACAGCAACAACCCAACUACUGGAGCUUUAAGAGUCGUAGUCCACGUCACUCCCAGUCCACCCAGUCUGGGCUAGCUGACCAGGCCGCUAAGCUGUCCUUUGCCUCGGCUGAGUCUCUGGCUGAGACCAUGUCUGAGGCUGACAUCCCCCUGGGGUUCAGCCGAACCAACCGCUUCCGCCAGAGUCUGCCCCUGUCCCGCUCAGCCAGCCAGAACAAGCUGCGCUCCCCAGGCGUGCUGUUCCUGCAGUUUGGGGAUGAGACGCGGCGGGUGCACAUCACCCACGAGCUGAGCAGCCUGGACACGCUGCACGCCCUCAUCGUGCACAUGUUCCCCCAGAAGCUGACGGCGGGGAUGCUCAAGUCCUCCAACACGGCCAUCCUGAUCAAGGACGAGGCGCGCAACGUCUUCUACGAGCUGGAGGACAUCCGGGACAUCCAGGACCGCAGCAUCAUCAAGAUCUACCGCAAGGAGCCCAUCUACGCCUCCUACCCCGCCACACACCUGGUCAACGGGGACCCGAGGAGGGAUCUGAUGUACACUUCCCGAGAGUCCUCCCCCACCCGCCGCCUCAACACCCUGCCCUCCUCCUCCGCCUCGCCCCCCUCCGGGUCCCCAGCCCGCUCCCGUCUGUCCUACAGUGGGGGUCGGCCUCCCUCCUUCGCCGGGCCGGGUAGUCACCCCCAGCUCCAACAACACUCCCAGCACCAGCAGCACCAGCAGCACCCCCAGCAGCACCAGCCCCAGCACUCCCACCACCCUGGAGCCGGCUCCCACCACGGGGGCCCCAACGCCAGCCUGUCCUCCUCCCCUAGCGCCAUCCUGGAGCGCCGCGACGUCAAGCCCGACGAGGAGGUUUCUGGGAAGAACCUUAUGCUGGUAAAGGAGGGGUUGUACGCCGACCCCUACAGCCUGGUACACGAGGGCCGCCUCAGCAUCGCCUCCACACAGUCGCUGGCCGCCAUCGGAGACCCCUUCGGCUUCCCCAUGUCCGGUGGGCUGUACCGCCGCGGCUCUGUGCGCUCCCUCAGCACCUACUCUGCUGCCGCCCUGCAGGGGGAGCUGGAGGACGCCCUGUACAAGCCUGGAGGUUCCCUCUAUUCCGACUCCUACUCCUCAGCCACACUGGGCAUGGGCUUCCGCAUGCCCCCCUCCUCCCCGCAGAAGAUCCCUGAUAUGCAGCUGAGGGACAGGGGGGACUCGUACUCUAGCUCCCCCAGCCGAGCCUCCCCGGUCAGGCAGACCUUCCGCAAGGACUCAGCCUCCUCUUCCGUGUUUGUGGAGAGCCCCAAGUCCAGGCCCAGCUCCAGCUCUGACCCUCUGGCCCUGCAGGCCGGGCCGGGAGGGGACGGGAGCAGGUUUGCGCCCGGAUACAGCUCCCCACUCCAUGGAGAGACUUCUGAGUCCAGGGACCGUGCGGACCGUCUGGAUCGUAUGGAGGCCAUGGAGAAACAGAUAGCCAGUCUGACAGGCCUGGUUCAGAGUGUACUGACCAAAGCACCCGACAGUGACAGCACAUGCGGCCUACUGCGUCUCUGCAUGAUGGCGGGCUGCCCUCCGGACCAGGGCUCGGAGUUCUCACGGCCCUUCCCUUUCUCUUCCAGCGAGAAGACCGAAUCCAACAGCGACGGCUCCGCCACUGGAACUCUGACGCCGUCGGCCCCGCUGGCUCUGAUGCCCCCCCCUCCUUCCGGAGACAGCCAGGUCACCACCGUCACCCGGCUGCAGAUGCAGCUUCACCUCCACGAUCUGCAGCAGAACGCCACCGACCUGCGCAAACAACUCUCCCAGCUCCGCAAGAUGCAGCUCCAGAACCAGGAUAGUGUGAAGACGCUGCUGAAAAGAACGGAGAAGGAGCUGAACGUGCGUGUGAGUGACGCUCUGAGGAAGCAGGAGGACCCUCUGCAGCGACAGCGCCUCCUGGUGGAAGAGGAGAGACUCAAGUACCUCAACGAGGAGGAGUUUAUCAUCCAGCAGCUCCAUGACCUGGAGAAGUCAGUGGAGGAAAUACAGAAGGGUUCGUCUGUCAAUCACAAACUGGUGACGUUUCAGGAGCUGGAGGAGAAGGCCUCGCUUCUGAGGAAACUAGGAGAGACACUCACAGAGCUCAAGAACCAGUUCCCCAGUCUGCAGAGUAAGAUGCGGGUGGUGUUGAGGGUGGAGGUGGAAGCUGUCAAGUUCCUGAAGGAGGAGCCACACAGACUGGACGCCCUGCUGAAACGCUGCAAGAGUGUCACUGACACACUGACCACUAUGCGCAGGCAAGUGAACGAGGGCGUAUGGAAGAAGCAGGAGGACUUCCCCAAGCACAGCAGUGAGGACUUCCGUAAGAGUUCUGACUUUGACAUGCCCACCAGCCCCCCUCUCAACCUCAGUGACCUGAGGGGCGGCAGCAGCCUGUCAAACUGGAGCCCCCACUCCAGCCACAGCCAUAGUCACAGUCACGGUCAUGCACACAGCCACCCCUCCUCUGGCCCUCACAGGGACAAUCAUCCCCCUGUGCCUCACAAGGGCCGGGCCCUGGAAGAGCUGGCCAACCGCGCUGCCGCUGAUAAGGCUGUGUCUGUGGAGGUUCGACUGGCAGCGGAGCGGGACUGGGAGGAGAAGCGGGCCAGUCUGACCCAGUACAGUGCUCAAGACAUCAACCGUCUGCUGGAGGAGACCCAGGCUGAGCUGAUGAAGGCCAUCCCAGACCUGGACUUUGCCGCCAAGCAGAUCAACAAGCCCUCCUCCAACACACCCUCCCAGUCUCAGACCCCCCAGAGUGGGGGAGGGACCCCAGAGCACCGCCCUACCAAGCCCCAGCACGCCACACACAAGCUCUCGGGGAAGGAACCUGGCUCCAGACGUGGUUCUGAUGCAGAGCAGCUGACAGUGACUCGCUAUCGUACAGAGAAGCCCUCGAAGUCGCCCCCUCCCCCACCACCUCGACGCAGCUUCCCAUCAUCCCCGGCUGGCCUGAUCACCCGCAGCGGAGAGAUCCUUAUCCCCGGCAAGAGCAUGAAGCCGGAGGCAGAGGAGGCAGAAGCACAGAAGCCCCAUGUGAAGCUGCGACGGACGGUGUCUGAAAACCCGCGUCCUGCGUCCACCCCUCCCACCAUCGCCUCUGGAGACAAGGAGGAGGGAGAGGAGGACAAUAUUGCUGCUGAACUGGAGCUGUUUCAGAGAGCCCCCCUCAGGCUCAGCCACCCCCCUCCCCUGUCCCUGCCCAGUGCCCCCCGCAGCAGGACCAGCGUGCCCCCCUCCAGCCUCGACCUAUGGCCCCCAGGGGCCCCAUGCACCAAGAGUGCUCUCCACAGGGUCUCCUGUCAAACACAGCAGCUGGUCACCAGCACACCGACUGUACAUUGUGAAACUCUAAACUGUGUCUACCAGCUGUCUAGAGCAUCGUUGGACUGCUCUGGCCUACAGUGGAAGCAGGGCAGCUCAGAAUGCACUGCCAGCAUACUGGCAUCACACUCACAGGCACAGAGCAUGGCCCUUCCUGGUUCGUCCUUCUCUCCUGUCCCCCGGAUUGUGCUGACAGAGUGUGUGUCAGUUUCACCCUCUCCCUCAGAAGGCUUUGUCAGAGACUUGACACAAGACCAUCAGAUGUCCCCAACAGUGGGCCAGUCCCAGAGUAAGACUGCUCCUCCCCAGACAGUCCCCAAGAUCCAGCAGGUCUCUAAGGGGAAGGAUCCCGUCAGCCAGCCCCAGAGGAAGCCCUCUCGGCGGGGGGGGCUGAGAAUCCUGGAGUCCUUUGAGAAGAAGGAAGAGAGGGAAGAGAGAGAAGAGCUGUCCUUGGUGCUGACUGAGCUGGGGGUGAUGGUGAUGUCACCCUCGGAGGCCCAGAAGCUCAGCAGGACCUGGGGAGAGGCUCUACAGACACUGACCAUCCCACCUCAGCCUUCAGAGGGAAGCACUGAAACCCGUCUGUGUGGGGCUCCACUACUUGUACUCUUCAGGGAGACUGUGACGGUCAGAGAGGCCUACAGGAAGCUGCAGUUACUGCUGGGCAGGGAGGAGGACACAGGGUCAUCCAAGGUGGUCCCCAAGCCCAGAGCACAAUCUUCUCACAGCAGCCUGAGCAGCAGCCCCAGUACCCUGGGUUCCAAGAUAACUCUCUCCCCUGAGCAGCAGGACUCUCUGAGAGAGGCUCUGAGGAGAGGGGUGGAGACAGGGGCCAGGAACCUGACACUCCCUCACAGCACUGGAACAAAGAGCAUUCUAGCCACCCUUCCGGAGCCCAGUCAGGACUCUGCAGAAGCAGCAGUGAAACCCAAAGGGUCUGCAGGGUGUGAGGAGAGCCAGGCCAGGGAAGAACAGGGUCUGAACCCCUGGAACCAAGGAGAGGACAUUAGGAGCAGCACCUACAGGAGGCUGGACAGCCUGGAUGAAACCAUCCGCGAGCUGGAGAACACCCUGCUGGAGCUCAGUGGCCACCCCACCACAGUGCACCUCUCCCCCCCCACACCCCCCACUGACACUGCCUUGCCAGAGGCUCCAGACCCAGCCCAGACGCCUGGCACCAGCACCCCAGAGACCAAGAAGCCCCCAGUCCCACCCAAGCCCAAACCCUGCUACACUCCUGCCACAAUGACCAAGGGAGGCAACAGCUCUUCAGCUGUGGGUAAAGUCCACUCCUCGGCUGCCUCCAGACUGAAGCACCUGCAGCAGAGCAGCAUAGAGAAGACCAAAACUGGCAAGAGGGAAGACUUCCUCAAGGGCCAGCAGCAGUGAGUGAGGGACCAGCCUGUGCCCCGUGCCUGUCCUCUCCAGACUCCUCCUCAGCACCAACCACCUGACUACAGAGCUGCAUCUGACCCCCCACCCCAUCCCCUGCUACUCCUAGUCCACGCCCUUAAGUCUCUGACUCCUGUACCCUCUCAAGUCCUACAUUGACCCCACAAUGCACAAGAUAUCUACCACUCUCCCCUUGGUGUGUUUGUGUGUGUGUUCUGUAUGUUUGUGUGUGCGCAUGUCUGUGUGAAUGGAAGGGUGCAGUCGGGGACCACUACCAACUAUAUGACUGUACUCUCUUCUUUCAUUUCUCUUUUUCCCCCUGAAACCUCUACAAUUUUCCCCAAUUCUCCAUGUUCCUCCUCCUGUUCCUCCUGUUCCUGGUCUGUCCCUGGGUCUGACCCGUAGGCCCAUGGGAACAGC